AUGAUCUUCUGCAUCUUCUUCUUUAUUGUAGCUCACCGUCGAUCGAUCGAUCGAGCGAAAGGGCGCGACAGAAUUGGAACCAACCUCCCCCCGCACGGAGCUCACCGUCCUCUUUCGAUCGAACAUUGCGUCUUCUCCUCCACUUCGUCGUCAUGGAGCUCUGAUUCGUCCUUUUCAUUCAUUCCUGAGCCACAGAACUCAAUUCUGGUGAGAAUCAGCGUUAGUGGCGCGUUGGUGCCUGCUAUUGAGCAAAGAGCGACGGUGCUUUGCAAUUUGGAAGCGGAUUUGCGUUGUGGUAUCGGCGAGAAUGAGAGGGGCGGGUAGACUAUGGCAGGCCUCAACAGCAGCAGCUGCGGAGCUCUGCUGCAGUCUCACCAGAAACCGCAGCGGGCCGUCGUCUCCUUUAGCAAUUUCAUCUCUGUCUCAAUUCAGCCGUGGCUAUGGCCUGGUGCCCAUGGUCAUCGAGCACACUUCGCGAGGAGAGCGCGCUUAUGAUAUCUUCUCCAGGCUUCUCAAGGAGCGAAUUGUGUGCAUUCAUGGCCCGAUCUCAGAUGAUACCGCUUCCCUUGUUGUUGCUCAGCUCCUGUAUUUGGAAUCGGAACAUCCUGAUAAGCCGAUCCAUCUCUACAUCAACUCCCCUGGGGGUGUUGUGACAGCGGGACUUGCGAUCUAUGACACCAUGCAGUAUAUUAGAAGCCCAGUGAGUACACUAUGUGUUGGACAGGCAGCCUCAAUGGGUUCGCUUUUGCUAGCUGCAGGACAACCUGGAGAGAGACGCUCAUUACCUAAUGCCCGCGUCAUGAUUCAUCAGCCUUCCGGGGGUGCCAGUGGCCAAGCGAGUGAUAUUGCUAUUCAAGCUCGUGAGAUACUUGAUAUGAGGGCGCGACUCAGCCGUCUCUAUGUGAAGCACACUGGUCACACGUAUGAAAAGAUUGAAUCAAGUAUGGAGCGGGAUCAUUUUAUGUCUCCAGAGGAGGCCAAGCAAUUUGGUCUCGUGGAUGAAGUGAUCGAACGGCGGCCAGAAAAUCUUGUUGCAGACAGUGUUGUGCUUAGACGGUAGCUAGUCUUAGUGUGCUCUCAAGUGAGAGAUCACGCCCCCAAUUUGUGUAAGAUGGAACACUGCUGUGCCUCAACAAUUCUUAAAUCAUCAUAAUAUGAUUCCAAAUAAGUCUUCCAUUA
This is a messenger RNA of Physcomitrium patens, 1179 nucleotides long. RefSeq lists its product as uncharacterized. Gene Ontology annotation, biological process: protein quality control for misfolded or incompletely synthesized proteins. NCBI's taxonomy places the organism in Eukaryota, Viridiplantae, Streptophyta, Bryopsida, Funariales, Funariaceae. Gene Ontology annotation, molecular function: serine-type endopeptidase activity; ATPase binding; ATP-dependent peptidase activity. The record is from RefSeq and is a predicted model, not a curated record. Gene Ontology annotation, cellular component: endopeptidase Clp complex.